AUGGCUGAUCAGAAGAUGGAGAUGGGUGAAGUUGGAACAUCUCUGAUGGCUUCAGAGCCUCAACCAACUCCAGCCAGACCUCCUAACAAAUUUGAGAGGUUAUUUCAGCCCUGUCUGGGCGAGCUGGUGGGAACUACGUUCUUCGUGUUUAUUGGAUGUGUGUCAGUCAUAGAGAAUGUGGAGUCUGCAGGGAGGCUUCAGCCGGCUCUGGUGCACGGUCUGGCUGUGGCCGUCAUGGUGGCUUGCAUGGCUGAAAUCAGUGGUUCCCAUUUCAACCCUCCAUUCACUCUGGCCGUCUAUUUGUGUGGGGGGAUGGAAAUGAGCAUGGUGGGCCCGUACCUUGCAUGUCAGUUGGUUGGAGGAGUACUUGGAGCUGCAAUGGCAAAGGCAAUGACCUCCAGAGAGAACUAUGCCAGGGCCCAAGGCGCUGCGUUUGCAUUGCUGCAGUCAGAAAGUCAAAUAGGAAGAGCUCUGUUUGGAGAGAUCGCCAUGACCUGCCUGGUCACCAUGGUGGUGCUGCUGGGGGCUGUGAAUGCCAAGACCAGAAGUCCCCUGGUGCCUUUCAUGGUUGGCUGCACUGUUAUCAUCAAUGUCUUGGCUGGUGGAGAUGUAUCUGGGACUUGUCUGAACCCUGCCAGAGCCUUUGGUCCAGCCAUAGUCAGCAACUACUGGACUCAUCACUGGGUCUACUGGGUAGGGCCCAUUGCAGGGGGUCUAAUAGCAGCUGCUCUGGUUCGACUCCUUCUUGGAGACCAGAAGAUUCGACUUAUUCUGAAAUGA
Messenger RNA from Toxotes jaculatrix (banded archerfish), 780 nucleotides. RefSeq names its product aquaporin 8b (gene aqp8b). The record is from RefSeq and is a predicted model, not a curated record. Gene Ontology annotation, cellular component: plasma membrane. The transcript is spliced from 5 exons. The coding region runs from base 1 to 780 and encodes 259 amino acids. Gene Ontology annotation, molecular function: water channel activity. NCBI's taxonomy places the organism in Eukaryota, Metazoa, Chordata, Actinopteri, Toxotidae. Gene Ontology annotation, biological process: transmembrane transport.